Polyodon spathula (Mississippi paddlefish) is the source of this 2034-nucleotide messenger RNA. Its product is annotated as aquaporin-3-like. The record is from RefSeq and is a predicted model, not a curated record. NCBI's taxonomy places the organism in Eukaryota, Metazoa, Chordata, Actinopteri, Acipenseriformes, Polyodontidae. The transcript has 6 exons. Gene Ontology annotation, molecular function: water channel activity; glycerol channel activity; urea transmembrane transporter activity. Bases 111 to 1001 code for a protein of 296 amino acids. Gene Ontology annotation, cellular component: basolateral plasma membrane; plasma membrane. Gene Ontology annotation, biological process: water transport; glycerol transmembrane transport.
ACACCAGGACAGAGCAGUAUUAGUCAGUCAGCAGCUGGUUAGGAUAUAGUGAGUAACAGCUUCCCACUGUCUUGUUCUUCUUGCUCCCAGGACCUCAAGCACACAGAAGCAUGGGCAGACAGAAGCAGGCUCUGGCCUGGAUUUCUGAGAUGUUUUAUGUCCGGAACUUGCUGUUGAGGCAAGCUCUGGCAGAAUGUCUGGGGACCCUCAUUCUAGUGAUGUUUGGCUGUGGUUCUGUCGCUCAGCUAGUUCUCAGCGGUGGAUCUCAUGGACAGUUCCUGACUGUCAACUUCGCUUUCGGCUUUGCUGCGACCCUGGGUGUCCUGGUGUCUGGGCAGGUGUCAGGUGGGCAUCUGAACCCGGCUCUGACCUUUGCCGUCUGUCUGCUGGGGCGGGAGAGGUGGCUCAAGCUGCCAGUGUACUUCUUGGCGCAGACAGUGGGUGCCUUCCUGGGGGCAGGGGUCAUCUUCGGAAUGUACUUCGAUGCCUUGUGGAUGUUUGGGAAUAACGAGCUGUUAGUGACAGGAGAAAACUCUACUGCUGGGAUCUUUGCUACCUAUCCAUCUCAACACUUGACCCUGCUCAAUGGCUUCUUUGACCAGAUGAUCGGUACCGCUGCCCUGAUCGUGUGCCUCCUGGCCAUCGUGGACCCCUACAACAACCCGAUCCCCAGGGGUCUGGAGGCCUUUACUGUGGGCUUCGUCGUCUUGGUCAUAGGUCUGUCCAUGGGAUUCAACUCUGGCUACGCUGUCAACCCUGCCAGAGACUUUGGUCCUCGCCUCUUCACUGCCAUAGCCGGCUGGGGCUCAGAGGUCUUCACCAUUAAAGAUCACUGGUGGUGGGUGCCCAUCUUUGCCCCCUUCCUGGGGGCCUUCGUCGGCGUCAUGGUGUACCAGUUCAUGGUGGGCUUCCACACGGAGGGCGAGGCCAAAGACAACGCAAGGGAGGACAACGAAGAGAACAUCAAGCUGUCCAACAUCCACCCUAAACAGACAGCUUAAUCAGGCCCCCUCCUGUCUAGCACACACAGAACAUUCUGACCUCCAUACAUGUUGUGACUAACAGCACCCCAUGCUUUCAGAAGACUGCACACCGGUCUGUCAUUGUGGGGGCAUCUCCCUUGCAUUCCAGCUCAGAGAGGGGUAGGAGGAGGGGUGGAGGGACACACACACACAAUACCCUCUUCUCUACUGACGUUUCUUGGAUUAGAGUAGUCUGUAUCUAGUUUCUACAGCUUUUUACUUUUUUCUAGUAUUUUUGGUUUUGUCAGGUUUUACUUUAGACUUUUACUUAGUGAACAAACCUUGAAUCCUGUCUGGGCAGCACAUAGGCAGUGGGCCAACAUGGGGUGGAACUCGCAACUGUCUUUGUGUGAAGCACAGUGAAUAAAUUUAGUCUCGUCAGUGUGUGCAGUAGAGUGACAAUCUCUCCAUUACUUGGGGCAUCCUCCUGCCUUGUAGAAAAUCAAUACUGGUCGUGGGAAUGUGCAAGUCCACAGCACAGCUAUGCACACUGCUGCAAUUGUCUUAAUUACCCCUUCAUUUAAAAGGAUUUGAAAUGAGCCUGAAUUAAUGUACCUUGCUUUUAUGUUUAGCUUGCUUGGUUACUUUUUUCUAUUAGAUCCUUCAAACCACAUAUCAAUGAAAAUGGCCUUCAAGUGAUGUGUAUUUUGUACUGUGUGUGGAAAUGUUAAAGUUGGAACAUUGAAAACGUAGAGUUGAAACACAAAUUAUAUUAUGUAUUUUCUACCAAAGGUUGUAAAUGCAGCUAAUGUUUGAUUCAUUGGAAGUCUUUAUUUUUAAACUAAACCUAGGAAAAGGCUGCCUUUUGCUGCCUCUGCAUUCUGACAUUGAUUAAUUAUUUUUGCAUGUGUUUGUUUUGUUGUUUUAUAUCAUGGAGUUGUGCAGAGGAACAUAAUUUUGUAAAAUAUUCAGAUUGUUUUUCAACUUGAAGGGGCAUUUCAAAUGCACAUUUCUCUAUUGUCUUUUUGUAUCUCUUUGGUCUUGGUCAAUAAAGACCCUAUUAAAUACACAA